This is a messenger RNA of Cordyceps fumosorosea ARSEF 2679, 1182 nucleotides long. Its product is annotated as Pyridoxal phosphate-dependent transferase, major domain protein. The record is from RefSeq and is a predicted model, not a curated record. Gene Ontology annotation, molecular function: pyridoxal phosphate binding; catalytic activity. The transcript has 2 exons. The coding region runs from base 1 to 1182 and encodes 393 amino acids. Gene Ontology annotation, biological process: biosynthetic process. NCBI's taxonomy places the organism in Eukaryota, Fungi, Ascomycota, Sordariomycetes, Hypocreales, Cordycipitaceae.
AUGGCCCAUCCCUCUACAUUCCCGGCUGAGCAAUGGAUGUCUCGUUGGUGUGGAGUAGCCGGCCUACUCAAUCUCGCCGACACUUAUGCUUGCCCAAUCUCCAUCGACGAACUGAAUGGCUUAUUAACAGAAAAGGACGAUGGGCCGCUCAUAACCAGUUCCAAACUUAGCUAUGGGAGCACCAACGGUUCUUCCGAGCUGAGGCAGAGCGUGGCUGAGCUAUGCAGUGGACAGGAGACGCAGCUCACGGAAGACGACGUGGUCAUCACGCAAGGGGGCAUCUCGGCCAAUUUUCUGGUGCUGUACGCGCUCCUCGGCCCAACCGACCACGCUAUCUGCGUCUAUCCGGUCUAUACGCAGCUCUAUUCCGUGCCUGAGACGUUUGGCGCGCAGGUCUCGUUCUGGCGGCUCAAGGAGGAAAAUGGAUUCAUUCCCGAUGUGCAAGACUUGCACAGUCUGUUCCGGCGCAACACAAAGAUGAUCAUCCUCAACAACCCCAACAACCCGACCGGCACCGUGAUACCGGAGCGCGUGCUGCGAGACAUUGUCGAGAUCGCCAAGGCGCGGGGCGUCAUCGUCUUCAGCGACGAGGUGUACCGACCGCUCUUCCACGAGCCCGACAGCGCGCCGCCGCCCAUCACAUCGUUUGGCUACAAGCGGACGCUCGCGACCGGGUCCAUGUCCAAGUCACUGUCGCUGCCCGGCAUCCGCAUCGGGUGGGUAACCUCGCCGGACCGAGCGCUGAUCGCGGCAUGCUCGCGCCGGCGCGACUUCACGACCAUCUGCGUGUCGCAGGUGGACGACCAGAUUGCGACCUACGCGCUGUCAGCGGCGGUGCGUCCGGCGCUGCUGCGACGCAACAUUGAUCAGGCGCGGCACAACCGGCGGUUGGUGGAGGCCUUUGUGGCCCGGCACGCCGACCGCUGCCGGUGGGUGCGACCGAGCGGCGGCACCAUGGCCUUUAUCCAGUUCCGCGGCGCGGUGGGCGGGGCGCCGGUCGACGACGAGGCCUUUUGCACCGACCUCGUUGACAAGUACAAGGUGCUUCUGAUUCCCGGCUCGCACAGCUUCGGCUGGGGCGAGGAUUUCGCGGGCUACGUGAGGCUGGCGUACGUUUGCGACACGGCGGUCGUGGAGGCGGCGCUCAGCCGGUUGAGCCAGUAUCUAGAGGAGCAUCCGUGA